Messenger RNA from Pipistrellus kuhlii (Kuhl's pipistrelle), 7774 nucleotides. It is a transcript of the gene SHISA6, whose product is annotated as shisa family member 6. NCBI's taxonomy places the organism in Eukaryota, Metazoa, Chordata, Mammalia, Chiroptera, Vespertilionidae. Gene Ontology annotation, biological process: regulation of AMPA receptor activity; regulation of short-term neuronal synaptic plasticity. Gene Ontology annotation, cellular component: postsynaptic membrane; postsynaptic density; dendritic spine membrane. The transcript is spliced from 7 exons. The record is from RefSeq and is a predicted model, not a curated record. Bases 585 to 2261 code for a protein of 558 amino acids.
CCCCCCCCCCCAGGUUCCUCCCUCCCCUCGCGGCGCUCGCGUGUGUGCAGGAGGGCGAGUGCUUGUGUCUCCUGCGCUCCACUCGCACACGCUCCGCUCCGGCACCAGCGCAGGCGGCGAGCGAGCGGUGGCUCCGGGCUCGCUCGCUUCCUGCCGCUGCGCUCCCGCCGGGCAGCCGCCGCCUCUGCAGCCGCAGCGGGGCAUGGACCCGCCGCCCGGACGGGACCCCGCUGCCACCGCUUCCCGGAGGAGCUGCGCUUCGGGUCCCGCCUGAGCCGAGCCCAGCGAGCCGAGCCGCGCGCGGGGCCGCCGCCGCAGGCGGGGGAUGGGGCUGCCCCGGAGGCGCGCCGAGCCCGCAGGGGGAGCGUGGAGCCGGCGCGCAGCCUGAGUGCCAGCAGCCCGCGCCGGGCCGGCCGUUCGGGGCGCACGGCGCGCCUCUGCCGCCUCCUCUGUCGCCGCUCGCGCCUCGAUGGCGCCAUCGCCCCGGGGCCACUGACAGCCCCGCGCCGCCCACCCGGCCCGCGCGGCCGCCCUCCGAGCCCGCCGACCGGGGAGCGGCCUAAAGCUCCCGCGCCCGCCCCGCCAUGGCGCCGCGGCGCCUCCUGCUGCUGCUGCUCCUCUCCCCCGAGUUCCUGGACCUGCUGCCCGGCGCCCAGGGCGCCCGCGGCCGCGCCGCCAACCGGACCCUGAGCGCCGCCGGCGCCCCUGCCGUCGGGGGCCGGCGGCCCGGGGGCGCCCUGGCCCGGGGCGGCCGGGAGCUGAACGGCACCGCCCGGGCGGCCGGCAGUGGCGUCCCGGAGGCGGGGAGCCGGCGGGGACAGCCCGCGGCGGCGGCGGUGGCGGCGGCGGCGGCGGCUGCCAGCGCGGCAGUCACCUACGAGACGUGCUGGGGCUACUACGACGUGAGCGGCCAGUACGACAAGGAGUUCGAGUGCAACAACAGCGAGAGCGGCUACCUGUACUGCUGCGGCACCUGCUACUACCGCUUCUGCUGCAAGAAGCGCCACGAGAAGCUGGACCAGCGCCAGUGCAACAACUACCAGAGCCCCGUGUGGGUGCAGACGCCCAGCACCAAGGUGGUGUCGCCGGGGCCCGAGAACAAGUACGACCCCGAGAAGGACAAGACCAACUUCACCGUCUACAUCACCUGCGGGGUGAUCGCCUUCGUCAUCGUGGCCGGCGUCUUCGCCAAGGUCUCCUAUGAUAAGGCCCACCGCCCGCCGAGGGAGAUGAACAUCCACAGGGCUCUGGCUGACAUCUUGAGACAACAGGGACCAAUCCCCAUAGCACACUGUGAAAGAGAAACGAUCUCGGCCAUCGAUACCUCCCCCAAGGAGAGCACGCCGGUCAGAUCCACCUCCAAAAACCACUACACCCCUGUGCGCACAGCCAAGCCGCCGCCAGGACAUUAUGGGAAGGAUGCUUACCGAAGUGGAGGAGCUGAUCUCCAUAACUUCAUCUCAUCCGGAUUUGUCACGUUAGGAAGAGGACACAGCAAGGGUGAUCAUCAGUAUAACCAUCCGAUUUUAAGCAGUGCUACCCAGACCCCUGCACAUGAGAAGCCACGAAUGAACAACAUCCUGACAUCAGCCACCGAGCCCUAUGACCUGUCCUUUUCCCGCUCCUUCCAGAACUUGGCCCAUCUGCCCCCAUCCUACGAGUCUGCAGUGAAGAGCCACCCCAGCAAGUACUCUUCCCUGAAGAGGCUAACCGACAAGGAGGCUGACGAGUAUUACAUGAGGAGGCGGCACCUGCCCGACCUGGCGGCCCGGGGCACCCUCCCAGUCAACGUCAUCCAGAUGUCCCAGCAGAAGCCCCUGCCCCGCGAGAGGCCACGUCGGCCUAUCCGGGCCAUGUCGCAGGACCGGGUGCUGUCCCCAGAGCGGCGCCUGCCCGACGAGUUCCGCAUGCCCUACGACCGCAUCCUGUCGGACGAGCAGCUGCUGUCCACCGAGCGCCUGCACUCCCAGGACCCGCUGCUGUCCCCCGAGCGGACGGCCUUCCCCGAGCAAUCCUUGGCCAGGGCCAUCUCGCACACGGACGUGUUCGUGUCCACGCCCAUGCUGGACCGCUACCGCAUGACCAAGAUGCACUCCCAUCCCAGUGCCUCCAGUAACUCCUAUGCUACGCUGGGCCAGAGCCAGACGGCGGCCAAGCGCCAGGCCUUCGCCACACGCAGGCACAACACAGUGGAGCAGCUGCACUACAUCCCUGGCCAUCACACCUGCUACAGCGCCAGCAAGACCGAAGUGACCGUGUGAUCCCCCUGGACAGGCCUGGCCCUGGACAGGCCGGGCGACUGGUGGAGCUGGGUGUGCAGGAGGGGCCUGGGGCGGCACUUUCUAGCCCCCCAGGGCUCCCUUCCCUUGUUCUUUCUGCAGGGGGUGGGGGUGGGCUGUCUUCACCCGAAAGCCAUACUCCCCGGCACAGCAGGUGGCUGCACAGACCUGGGCUCUAGGGCAGUCACUCCCUCUCCCAGGAGAGUCUGGGGCGAGAGAGCAGGCUAAGCCCAGUUCCCCCCUCUCCCCAACAGCAAUCCUUCCAGUUCCAUGUCCUUGCUCCCUUCUUGGGCUCAGCUGCAGGCCUGUCAGCCGGGAGGCCCUGGCCUGACCCGGGCAGAAGCUGCCUGGGUAUGAACUGGCCAGCGGGUGCGGUCAGUGGCUGACCGACUAGGAUACUCGGUCUCAUUCAUUUACCUAGAACCGCAUCAUCCGGAAUCUUCUAGUGCCUAAAACUGCCUGUGCACUCCGGAGCCAGGGAGCUGCUGUGUCCAUAAGCACAAUACCCAUCUCCUCGGCCUGCUGGACGCUGGUCCCCACCAAGUGGCCCUUUGCUGAGCCCCCGAGGCCACACCCUGAACCCUGCCCGUCCCCGGAGCCCUGGGGUGAGGAGGGGCUCUCUUCCUUCUGCUGCCUCCCCACUCCCACUGUUGGGGAGCCUGUCCCACCCACAGAGCCCCCCUCUUCUGGGAGACUUUGCCCCUCCCCUAGCCCCAGAUGUUUUACCCUGAAUUCCCUUGGGCCUUGCUCCAGCCCCCUCAGAAGAGAGUAUCGAUGAGGUGUUGGAACACCCUCCCUAGAAACCCCGAUUAUCGAUGAUCUCCUCACCUCUUCCAGGCCUCUAGGUCUGAACUAUGACCCACCACUCAGGCCUGCCUUCCCCUCCCCUACACUGCCCCCUGGAGGCUUCAGCCAUGGCCAGACAGCUGCAGGUGGGGAGGCCACUGUGACACCCAAAGUGUCAGGGGCUGCUGUUCCCCUCAUCCAGGGCUCCGCCUGUCUCCCAGCACGCAGGUCAGACAGGAUGGAGACAGCGGCUUCUGAAGAGGGGCAGCCCUGCCCCUCCACCUCCCCCCACCCCACGCCACCCCCCAGGUCAAGGAGGGCGUGUGUGGUGGUCCUUGCACCUCAUCCACUCCUCCGUCCCCAUCACUGCCCACUUCCCGACCACAUCUUGAUGUGGAAUUUGCUCUCUGCCUGUUUCCAGCCCCUCACCUCCUGCAGCUCCAUCCUUCCCUCCUGGCUGCUGCUGCUUCAGACCAGUGCCUCCUCUGGGUCAAAGGGACUGAGGCUCAGUUGUAAAUGUAAAUAACGGUACUCCAGGGAUUGGUCUGGGGCUCACUGGGCAGCCACCUGGUCUCUCCCCUGCAAGGGGACAUGGGCCCCAGGCAGAUCGACUCCCUCUGCUCUGUUGGGGGGCCAGUCCCUGCCAGCCUAGCCCAGCCCUUUCCUUGCCUCCAGAUGGGGGAGGGCAGGAUGUGACUGCCUCCUGGAGGCUGGACAGUGAGCUAAGCAGCAUCCACUCCCUCAAGACCAGAGCCAAUGGGGAGAGAAGGGGCUCCCCCAUUCUCAGGGCCAGGGCACCUACCUGGGCUGGGGCUGGGGAGAUCAGCUCCAAAGUACUGGUGGAAGGUCUGAUGCUAAAAAUGUGACUCACUACAGUCAGACUCCAGAAACAAGGACCUUGAACUGGGAUUCUAGAUUCCCCCAGUUCUGCAUGUAAUACAUAUGGCCCUUUAAAAGGGAGGUGGGGCUGGGGCAGGAGAACUCCCCAGUGUCAGCCCUGAGAUUUUCUAGUCCUAACCCAGACUACAACCACAGGGAAAUCAAUUGACUGAUUCCUCUGACUUAUUUCAAGAAUUCCAAAGCUCUUGUCUCCUCCCAAGGUUCCCAUAAUCACAUAAUCAUGAGGGUAUUAGGGCUCAGGGUGGUGACCACAGCCCUCAGCGCCCCCAUGGGGGUAGUGUCCUGUGAGGCUGUGAGGACAGGGAUAGCUCUGCUUUCCUCCCCUACAAACACAUAAACCUUCCCCAGGGCUGGCCCCAGGGUUUAUGAGAGUUUGUUCUAGAGGGGAGGUUAAGAGGAUGAAGCUGGAGGAAACCACCCCAAGCAGAGCAGUUGGCCCUUUAUGGAAACAAAGAAGUGUCUCUCACAGCUGGUCCCUAAACCCACUGCCCUCUAACCCAGCCCCAGGCCAGUCCCUGGAAGGCUGCCUAUUGGUGCAGAGGGGAAGGGAUAUGGGUGGGUGAGAAAGGCCUUCCCACGUGUCUAUACACACAUACACUACAAACCAGAAACUCGAUCUCAUCUCUCUCAUUCUAUGAGAAGCAUCUUGGCUCCCGUUCCCCAUCCCUCAGGAUGACAUUUCUCCUAGGCCCUGUCUUUCUGUCUCAGGGGUUGUUUGAAAGAUUGAUUCCGAAAUGUCUCUCAUCCCAGCCUUAUCGUUAUCCAGUGUAAAACCUCUGGGAUCAGAUCAGAUCAGAAAAUUCUAUCUGAGCACCGAUUCUUCUGCUUCAGCCUGGGGUCUGGAAGGAAGGGAGGGAAGAGAAAGAGAGGAGUCCACAGACUUGCUCCAAUUCAGUCCAUAAAGAUGACAUCUUAACUAGGACACAGAAGUGUCUUAUUCAUUCGGUUGGCCCAUCCAAGCUUGCAGAGCAAGCAAAGCCACGUUACUAGAUGAGUUCAGGCAGAAAAUAAGGAAGGGUUCUGGGAUUAGAACCCGGAUGUCAUGAUUUCUGCCCCACAAUGAAAGUCCCCCUCCCCCAGCAAAGGAAGCCCAGAGCCCAGAAUGUUCCUUUGCUUGCUUUGUUCUUUGUGCGAGUCUCCAUUGUCCUGAUAUUGGAAUGAACUGAUAUCUGCCCGGUUCCCUCUUCCCUGAAGGUUCUUGCUAGUUCCUUGGCCUUCAAUGACAGCAAAGCUCCCACAAUCCCCCAUUCCCUCCCACCUUCCCUGUCUUGCUCCUCCAGUUAACUCUUGACUCCCUGAGUUCCUAAGUCACAGAGGUUUUCCCAAGAAUUCUGUUAAACCCCUCACUUGGCUCCCCAGUCUCUUGGGUGAUGGGUUUGCCUUCUAGAAAGUUCCAAAUCUUUUCAUUCAAAAUUCUCCUUUUUUCCACUCUCCCACUACGAAACUCUUUCAUAAGCUCAGUUUUUUAUGCCAAUUCAGUCUUUCCUCCUCUCAUCUCCCUGGCCUUGCCCUCUUCCUUAACUUACCUUUCUUCAUCUCAAAUUUCUUUUCCUUUGUCUUGCUAUACUCUCCAGUUGUAACACCCACAACUCUCAGUGAAAACAUUGAAAGGAUGAGAUGCUCAGAUCUUCUGUUUGUCUCAUUGGUUUAUCCUUCCCCUCCUGCCCCUGGAAGGUGAUGCCCAGGGCAUGUAGCCAAGGGAUCCUACCCUGGUCUUCUGGAGGGGAGCCAGAGAAGCUGCCCUGUCGGAGGCAUCUUGGUUCAAAGGUCAGCACUGGCUCCUGAAGUAGGCCUGUUCCCCUAAGCCCUUGCCCCAGCCUGCCCUAGCCCAGAGGUUCUUACUCUGGCCAAAGUUCUUGUCCUUGAGGGCUCUUGGCCACUGUUCCACCUCACACCUGCCCUGCCUGUGUGUCACAGAUCUCCCUCUGUCUCAAAAUUCUGGAUAGCCUCAUGACUCCCCAAGUGUGGAGAAAUAUCCUGCCACCAAAUAAUCCAUUUCUUAAGAGAUACCUUGUCUGCCACCAGCCAUCCUCCAAUUCCAUCCACAGGCAACUGUGGACUUGACCCCAGGUGUUCUGAAAGGGCUGCUGGUGACCUGGACCCUAGAAGGCAUGGCUUUGGGAAGUGUUUGACAUUUUACCUUCCAAAUACAUUCAUCCAUCAUCUUCCCUAAACCUGGAAACCUUGCUCUGAAGUAUUUUCAAGGAAGCUUGUUUUAAUGAAGUAUUUUUCAGGGUUCAGAUGCUAUUUUUUAUAAAUGCAGCAUUUUAAUGACAGAGUCAGUAUGAAAGAUAUGUCUUCCUGAGCUCUAUAUUUGAUUUCGGAAGGAAGCAUACUACAGGAGGAAAAAGCUGGGGGCCAAGUCUCUUGGAUACACUUCUGCCCUGGCUUUGUCUCCAUCUUGCCAUGUGACUGAGGAUAGUCCUAUUUUUGCUCAGUGCCUGAGUUUCCUGUAAAAUGAGGGGCUUUAACUAGAUGAACUCUGAAGUUUCAUCCAACUCUUACAUGUUAGGGCUUUCAUUAACCUCCUUUCUUCACCUUCCUCCCCAUUCCAACUGAGCUGCAUGGUUCCCAUUAAGUCUGCCCCACGGUGACAACCUUAGAUGCCCUAGUCAGCCACCAGACUCCUCACCAGAACUUGGGUGGGCCCCAGGGUCUUGGCCACCUAGGGAUGCUCUCAUAUCUGAGGGUGUAAGGGCCUACCCAUUCAAUAGGCUACCCACUGUGUGCCAUGGAAGUCUUCACAUAUAGACGCACCUACUAAGUCACCUAUGGUAUCUGUGUCAUUGGGAAAUUCUGAAUUUGAAAUUUUCACUUUGAUGUGGUCCUUAAAGCUGGAGGGAGGGAGUUCUGAUUUCUGAGAGAGGAUGGGCUAAAGGAGAAAGGUCCAGAGGUUGGCCUACAAGGGCAUGUUGUCUGCAUUUGAGAUCAGUGGGAACUGCAUUCCACACCAUAGAGGAGCAUUCACAGCGGAGGCUCUGUGUGGCAAUGGAUGUUCUAUCCCCCGCCAGAACCUGGGUCCUGAAGACUGAGUCUGGACACUGGGCUUCGAUCCAGCUGGAGGAAGGGAAGCAUCACCUCUGGGCUGCUAGGAGUUGGGCAUCCUAGAACCUUCCUAGCCCCUCAGCGGGACACUAUUGUCCUCCCAGUGAAAGCUUGUGAAGCAAGAUUGAGAGUACAAGUCAGUAUCAUCAAAUCCAUCUUGUAAAUCAGCAAAUGCGCCAACGUUCAUCAGUCAGAGAAAUGACGUUACCAUGUUCCUUUCAUGUCCUUCUUCCCGAGGGAGAGGGAGAACCCUGCUCAACUUUGCUGCCCACUCUGCUGGGACCCUCGAGUGCCACUCCAUGGGAGGACUCCUUCAUUUGCUUCAUAGUGGCAAAUAUUCCUCUAGUUCUGUAACUCAACUAGACAUUUUGUAGUAAAGAAUUCUUGAAAUUCUCUAAUAAAAAGCAAUUCUUACUGUAAUAUUUUUAGUUUGGGGACACAAUUUCCUAAGGGGGGAUUAAUGAACAUUUUUACGCAUUACCCCAAUUUAUGGAUUCCGUGUUUAUUAUAUAUGGUAGCACUGAUGGAAGUACUUUUCUGUCUGUACCUUGCAGUUUCUUCAUCCCCCAUCAGCAAGCUUCGUGAUGAGCACUGCUCUCGUCACUGCUGCUCUGUACAAAUCUCAUCGUUCUACUUACCUGUCGAAGCACAUUCUAUAUGUAUUGUAAACAGAUAUCACUUUAGUAAGAUUUAGUCAAGGAUUUUUCCACUUUUGUCAGUAACAUAUAUUUAUGGAUUAAAAAAAUAAAGCCGUUUCAACAUAA